GCCACAACUCCUUCGUUGACCUUUUGCGGUCUCGGUUGUGGUUUGAAUUAUCAGUCAUAUUGUACUCCGUUUUGUGGUAUUCAAGUUAUUGGCCCUGCGCAGGGCAGAUCGUGGAGUCAUGGAUUUGAACAAAACCAUCGCCUCGACUCUGUCAGCCGAUGCGAAUAUUCGAACCCAGGCAGAAUUGGACCUCAAGCAUGCGGAACAGCAUCCUGGCUUCAUUGGAGCACUUCUCGACAUCCUACAGACCGAGCAAGACCCUGGAAUCCGACUGUCGUCCGCAGUAUAUCUCAAGAAUCGAAUAUCGCGAGGAUGGAGCACGGAAAAUACACCGCAUUUACCAAUAUCCGAGCCUGAACGAAAGCCUUUCAAGGAUCGACUCCUUCCCGUACUAUCUACUUCUCCUCCGCUUGUUCGAGCGCAACUCAUCCCAAUCCUUCAAACGAUUCUGCAGUACGAUUUUCCUGCAAAAUGGCCGGAGCUGAUGGACAUAACUCUGCAAUUGAUGAGCACUCAGGAUGUCAAUUCGGUCUAUGCAGGGCUGCAGUGCUUGCUGGCUGUAUGCCGCACCUAUCGGUUCCGGGCUGGAGAAGAGAGAGCGAAUCUGGACAAAGUGGUCAAUGUCGGCUUUCCCGCCUUGCUGGCGAUUGCAAACAGACUCGUGAAUGAGAGCAGCCCGGAGGCGGGCGAGAUGCUGAGGAUAUGCGUCAAGUGCUACAAGCACGCUGUCUACUAUGGUCUACCACAACCGCUCCAGUCCCAUCAGGCGACGGUGGAGUGGUGUACAUUGUUCUUGACCAUCAUCUCCAAGGAAACACCAGAGUGGGCAAUGCCCGAGGAGACCGAUGAUCGAGAAAGGAAUCAUUGGUGGAAGGCACGAAAGUGGUCGUACGCGAACCUGAACCGGCUGUUUGUCAGGUACGGCAACCCGUCUGGUCUCACAACCACCCAAGAGAAGGAAUAUGGCGAUUUCGCAAAGAAUUUCAUCACGCAUUUUGCGCCCGAAAUGCUCAAGGUCUAUCUGGGUGAGAUAGAGAAAUGGGUGGGCGGAAAUCAUUGGCUGAGCAAACCGUCCUUGUCAUAUACAUUGAUCUUCUUGGAGGAGUGCGUAAAGCCGAAAGCCAUGUGGGACAAGCUCAAGCCGCACAUGGACAGCCUGAUCAAGCACUUGAUCUUCCCCGUCCUGUGUCAGUCAGAUGAGGACAUGGAACUCUUUACUGAUAACCCGCCGGACUAUCUUCAUCGCAAACUCAACUUCUACGAAGAAGUGUCUGCGCCAGACAUGGCUGCCACCAAUUUCUUGAUUGCGUUGACCAAGUCUCGGAAACAACAAACCUACGUAAUCCUCUCAUAUGUCAACGAGGUCGUCACCCGCUACGAAGCCGCGCCUGAUGACCAGAAGAACCCCCGGGAGAAGGAAGGCGCUCUCCGGAUGAUCGGGUCCCUUGCCUCGGUCAUCUUGGGCAAGAAGAGUCCAAUUGCUGAUCAAGUCGAGUAUUUCUUCGUACGACAUGUCUUCCCCGAAUUCAGAUCUCCACAUGGCUUUCUCCGAGCCAGAGCUUGUGAAACCAUGGAGAGAUUCGAGCAGCUCGACUUCAAGGAUGCGAACAAUCUCAUGGUCAUCUACCGAAACAUCCUGGAGUCCAUGGCGGAUCCAGAAUUGCCAGUUCGAGUCAUGGCAUCGUUGGCCUUGCAACCGCUUAUUAGGCACGAUGCAAUCCGAAUAGCCAUGCAAUCAAACAUCCCCCAGAUCAUGCAUCAGCUUUUGAAGUUGAUGAACGAAGUUGAUGUCGACGCACUCUCGAAUGUCAUGGAAGACUUUGUCGAAGUCUUCGCCGAACAACUCACACCUUUCGCUGUUGCAUUGAGCGAGAAUCUGCGUGAUACUUAUCUCCGGAUCAUCAAGGAGAUACUAGAAAGGAACGAAGCCAAGGCAGCCGAGAGCGGUGACGAGCCUGGCUACGGUGACUAUCUCGACGACAAGGCCAUCGCCGCUCUGGGCGUCCUGCAGACAAUCGGUACUCUUAUCCUUACUCUGGAAGCGACUCCUGACGUCCUUCUUCUCCUCGAAACCAUUCUCAUGCCGGUCAUCACCAUCACCUUGGAGAACAAGCUCUACGACCUCUACAAUGAAGUCUUUGAAAUCAUCGACUCCUGCACUUUCGCUUCCAAAUCAAUAUCUGACACUAUGUGGCAAGCCUUCGAACUCAUGCACAAAACCUUCAAAGAUGGCGCAGAGUUGUACCUGGAAGAUAUGCUUCCAGCUCUGGACAAUUUCGUCUCGUAUGGUCAGCAGCGUCUGAUUAAUCACCCUCCUUAUCUCGCUGCCCUAGCUGGCAUGGUCAGGGAUAUCUUUGCUGAUCCCAAGGUUGGAGGCGUGGACCGCAUCUGUGGCUGCAAGCUCGCUGAAGCAAUGAUGCUAAAUCUCCGAGGUGGCCCUGUCGACAGCUACAUCCCGACGUUUGUGACCCUGCCUAUGGAAGUCCUUACUGGGCCUCAGCAGAAGACACUCAUGAAAAGCUACAAGAUCCACCUGGUAGAGAUGGUUAUCAAUACUCUCUACUACAAUCCAAUCUUGGCACUGCAAGUCCUUGAAGCUCACGGCUGGACCAACAAAUUCUUCUCCAUCUGGUUCGGCAGCAUCGACUCCUUCCGCCGAGUGCAUGACAAGAAGCUCUGCAUCGCCGCCAUUUCUGCCCUCUUGACCAUUCGAGCCGACCAGGUCCCUCAGUCGGUUCAGACUGGCUGGCCACGACUCCUGACUGGAGCAACAUAUCUCUUCCGCACGUUGCCCGCGGCCAUGAAGCAGCGUGAAGAGGCCGUCAAAGCCUCUGAUGGGGUUUCUGACACGCUUUCGGAGUACGCCUCCGACGAUGAUGCUGAAGACUGGGCGGACGAGCCGGCUGGAGAACAAGGACAAGAAUGGGCCAAUAUCAACACCGAAACGUUGCCUGAUACAAAAGGUGACAUCAAAGACGAGUCACAAGCAUACCUUGACUUCCUGAGCGAAGAAGCCAAGAAAUUUGGCGCCCUUGCCGACGAUGACGAUGACAGUGUUCUCGACGAAGAUAGCCUCCUCGAGAGUCCGCUCGACAAAUUCGAUCCCUACGGCGCUUUCAGAGAGUCUCUGGGCAAGCUACAGACGGAGCAGCCACAAUUGUAUCAGAACUUGACGUCGAUUCUCGAGCCAGGAGAUCGUGAGGUCUUGCAGAGCGUCGUCACUCACGCGGUGCAAACACAUGCACAGGGGCAAGUCCCAGCUUAGGUACCGGAAACAAUGCCUGAACUGCCGAAGGAACAUGCUGUAUGGGCUUCUACGUGGGUGGAAGGUGUGCACAUGAAUGACUGCCUGCGCAAGAAACGCAGAUUGUCGCGCCUUCGCUAUGACGCCUCACAUGGGGUCCCGCUGAUCAUGAGGACCUUUUUUGUUCCGCGGUGCGCGGCCUCGUUCAAAGACAGCAAAGUCAAUCUCCUCGUGUCUCUUCCGACUAAGUGAUCAAUUGAGAAGAAUAGGUUUCAAGCUGUCAAAUGGCUGGUGACAAUUGGGCUUCCGAAGAUGGGAAGAGUGACAGAAAGAGCGAGGAGAGCCAACUUGUCGGAAGCCAUCAUACUAUCAAACGGAAGAGAACUGAGAUUCUGACGGGACGGUUCUGUGCGAGGCAUGGCGUGAUGCAUGUCUAGCUUUGCCUUGAGAUGGGACUACCUUGAGAUCGGAGAUACCUGCAUGUCUAGCUAGGCUCAUGCUCGGUCCUUUCAGGUAGCUGACACCCCAGGCAUGGAGACAAGAAAGAGAAGAGAAGAGAAGGAGAAGUCUUCAUCAACCAACCAUUGUUACCCCAGCACUGUAGCCAUCGAAGUGUUGGCAGAAGAUAUAGCCCAAGUAGAGAUUCCCAAAUGCCCAAUUCGAAGUACCAUCCGCCCGUCCUGCCUCCAUUGAAGUCUG
This is a messenger RNA of Exophiala xenobiotica, 3943 nucleotides long. RefSeq lists its product as uncharacterized. Bases 119 to 3265 code for a protein of 1048 amino acids. Gene Ontology annotation, biological process: protein import into nucleus. The transcript has a single exon. NCBI's taxonomy places the organism in Eukaryota, Fungi, Ascomycota, Eurotiomycetes, Chaetothyriales, Herpotrichiellaceae. Gene Ontology annotation, molecular function: small GTPase binding. The record is from RefSeq and is a predicted model, not a curated record. Gene Ontology annotation, cellular component: nuclear envelope; cytosol.